Messenger RNA from Leguminivora glycinivorella, 1149 nucleotides. RefSeq lists its product as uncharacterized. The coding region runs from base 86 to 946 and encodes 286 amino acids. The transcript is spliced from 7 exons. The record is from RefSeq and is a predicted model, not a curated record. Lineage: Eukaryota; Metazoa; Arthropoda; Insecta; Lepidoptera; Tortricidae.
AAGUUUCAUAACUUUGCAAGAUAAUGAAUCAUUAUAUAUAAGGAAUAAAAAAUAAGCCUCGUUCAGUUCAGUCAGAAGGGUCAAAAUGAAGCAAAGUUUGGUUUUGUUCGCUUUAAUAGCUGUCGGGAGCGCUAGCAUAUGGGAAGGCGGAUUUAGAGUAAGAUUCGACGUCGGCGACGACAUAGGCGGUAGCUUCUUCUACGAUAUUCCUCGCACGCUCACGGACGCCGUAUCCAAUGGAUGGGUAUCACAGACCCAACCAGACGGUCUGCCAGUCACUUCUGUCUCCAUGUAUUGCUACUCUGACAACAUCGUCUGUUGCUUCUAUGAUGCCAAUGGUGAUGUUGCUGGCAUGCAGGUUGCUCUGCCAAAAGACAAAUUCACCCCUCACUACGAAGACAUGGAUGCAGUUGGAUUCACUAACUGGGCAGUUGAUAGUGUUGAAUACUAUACUCUGCAGCAGUAUUUUACCACUGAAGAAAUCCUUAGUAGUCAUGCGAAGCGGAAUGAGAACAAGAUUACUGAGAAUGGCGGCGUGUGGGUCGUGGGAACCAACAAAGAGGUGGUAUUCAUCUCCAACUCUACCACUGAGCUCGCUGGUGGAGGUGUCUUUACUGAACAAGGCUGUUUUUAUUCGAUGGGCCGCCACUACUACUACAAGAUGGACUCCUGGAGUUUGAGUUGCGACGAGCCCCUUUUCCCCUGGUUCGCCAUGAUGGAGUCCGGUGAACUCACCGCUACAGGCCUAAUGGUCUUCGGAGAGCUGAACCUGGACCUAGAAACUGGUGCUAGAAACUGGUUUGAGAAUCCUCCGGAAUCUGCUGUGAGGGGGGUCAUUACUUCUGCUCCAGAGUGCUUUUACUCGUUAAUUGCUAGCCCCGGAGGUGUCGUGAUGCAUAUCUACUAUAUCGACCAGCCGUGGCUGAUUUCCUGCAUGUUCCAGUAGACUACUAGACCAGAGCUUUAGGCCUGAUUUAGACGGCGUGCGAACUCGCAUGCGAUUUAAGUUACAUUGCGGGCUGUUGAGGUUGCAUACAAUUUUGCACAGCCAUCAAAUACCGCAAUGUAAUUGGUAUAUACGUAGGUAUACUUAUGUAUAGAUAUAGAGGGUAGAUUAGAACUAGUCUUGCAAUAAACGAUUACACCGAG